AUUAAAAAAUAACAAAUGGCUGAAAUGUCAUUUCUAAUAAUUUUGGUUUUGUUUUCACCCUAACUUUAUUUUACAUAUAGAUAGUUGCUAUUUUUAUGUCUUUGAUAUGCACACCUAUUCGUUUUCUAUUAUAAUUUUUAUAUAUAUUUUGGAUUAAAAGGUAUUUUUCAUUGUUAUGAUUGUUUGGUCCAGGCUCUAUUUAUUAACGUUUACAAAUACAGUAGACUCCUGACUGUCCGGGUGUGAGUUAUUCAGUUUACGGGUUAAUCGUGCAAUAUUUCACUUCACAAAACACACAAAAAUUUUUUUUUAUUAGUUUAUUUAUUUAUUUAUGUGAGAGCCUUUACGCUGUGAUUCAAGAUGAAUAAUGCUGCCAAACAUAGUGCAUACAUAACUGGUGAGUGUUAGGCCAUGAACUUCGCAACGGCUGUGGCAAAUUAUAAACGCAUCUCAGUGAGCCGCGCGCGCCUGUGUUCCACGCGCCAGAAUGAACCGCCCACAGUUGACGGCAGCGUGACUCGCGCGAGCGUGAACGGACCUGUGUGCGUAGUUUAAGGCAGCAAUCGCAAGGCAGCAGUUUUUUUUUUCCAGUCAUCUUAAGGGAGUAAUGUGCAUUAAUGAUUGGAAAUGAGUGGAAUUUAACUUUCAACAAAAAUUAAAAAUUAUCGAACAGCUAGACGUAAAAUAGGGCGAUGGAAAAUACGGCUAUGUUUACGUGACAUGUACUGCAACGUUUUCUGUAAAUUACGUCUUAAAAUUUUAGUACCUAUUACGUACAACAACCCUAGACAGUGUUUGUUUGGAUAGUCAAGAUAAUUUUUUUUAACCAUGCAGUUUUAUCGACAUUGCUUUAACUGUGUUAUUUUUUUAUCCGCGGACCCCUUGACAGUCACUACCCCAGAUAAUCGGGAGUCUUCUGUAGAUACAUAUUAUAUUUUGGUUUCUAAUUUUAUAAACUUUUUUUAUUCAAUGUGAAUAUUGUAACUUUGCGAUAGACUAGGCGGGUACCUUUGAGUGACAGCUUAAGUGUUUGUUAAUAAUAAGGGGCUGAUUUAGAAUUGCACACAAUCAUUUUAGACAUUCUAUAUACAUAUAUUUUUGUCCAAUUUUGCUUAAAUGUAAUAAACAAAUUAUAUUUUACAGGUUACCAGUGACAGAGAAACGCGCCAAGAAGCUAGGCAGGUGAGGAAAAGAGCUCUAUCAACAUUAGAAACUUUGUCACCUAAAAAAAGAAAAUUUGAUAAAGCGACUAGCACAGAAGCACAUCAAAAUGAGGAGAUGGUAAAACUCCGUAAGCAAGUUGAGAUUUUGAAGAAAGCUAACGCAGUACUAAGGCAGAGGGAAGCUGCUAAGCUUAAAAGACCUAAGUUCGUAGCAAAACGACUGCCAUCUUCUCGCAAAGUAAAAGUUGGGGAACAGAGAAAAGAAAUAGUUCAGAUUCUGUCCAGGUGUUUCACGCAGGGGCAAAUUAGGUGUCUCUUGGGAGGGAACAAGAGAGUGAAAUGGUCCUCGGAAGAUAUAGCGAACGCCUUGACUUUAAGAUCUCUUUCCCGAAAAGCAUAUGACUAUUUGAGAAAACGCCACACUCCUCUACCAUGUCGUACUACUUUACAAAGGUGGAUUAAGCAGUUUAAAUGCAGGCCUGGAAUUUUGAAUGAAGUUUUGUGUAUGUUGAAAGCCAGAGCAGUCAACUACAAGGAGCAUGAAAAAGUAGCAGUGCUGACAUUUGAUGAAAUGAACAUAGACGGGCGUAUUUCAUACGAUUCAUCAGACGAUCGCAUACUAGGACCUCACAGUAAUGUACAGGUAGCUAUGGUCAGGGGCCUUUUUGCUGCAUGGAAACAACCAAUAUUUUAUGACUUUGACGUGACGAUGACAUCAGAGUUGUUAAAGAAAAUUAUUAGCGACCUAGAAGCUUGUGGAAUCCGUGUUGUCGCGGUUACUUGUGACAUGGGAGGGAAAAAUUCUAAGGUGUGGAAGGAACUAAAUGUAAACACAGAAAAAUCUUUUUUCAUGAAUCCUGUGGACUAUGAAAGGAAAGUUUGGGUGUUCUGUGAUGUUCCCCAUCUUCUUAAAUUGUUGAGAAACCACUUUUUAGAUGAAGGUUUAAUAUUAGCUGAUGGUACAUCAUUUCAGAAACAAAUAAUUGAAAACAUUUUACAAACUCAAAAGGGGGACUUAUCAAUAACACACCACAUUAACGAGGCUCAUCUAAGUGUAAGUGGAAGAUCUCGUCAGAAUGUAAGAAUGGCUGCUCAAUUAUUUUCCAGGCGCACUGCUCUAACAGUUCGAUAUAUUCUGAACAAGAACUCUGAAAGCACCUUCGUUGAGUUAGUCAAUGACACGUUCGAUGUGAUGAACUCUAGAGUUCCUAAAGACGAACAGACUCCCCUAAGAAGCGGAUAUGGUUUGAAUUUAAGAAGCCAAGAAAACACACUGAAACGUUUUUUGGAAGUGAUUUCGCAAGUGAGAGUAACAAAACGAAAAAACCUACUUCCAUUUCAGAAAGGUUUCAUAAUCUCCAUAAAUUCUCUUUAUGGACUUUUUGAAGACAUGAAAAAAGCAAAUAUGUCUUACAUUUUAACUUCAAGAUUAAAUCAAGACUGUUUGGAGAACUUCUUCUCUCUUGUCCGUGGACUAGGAGCUUUUUAUAACAAUCCAUCCCCUUUCGAAGUUCGUAAUAGCAUUAGACUUCUAUUACUUGGAGGAAAAAACGAAAUUCCUCUCUCCAGCGAUGUGUCAGUAGAACAUGAUUCACCUACAAGAUAUCAAGGAAGUUCCUUAAUAGCUAGUAAUGAGAACAAUUUUUUGAACUUUGUUACCAAUGAAUUGUGUAUAAAUGUCGUCGAGGGACCCAUGGAAAAUAGCCAUGUUAAUGAAUUGGAAGAAACGUUACAGUUAUUGCGGUUGGAAGAAACAAGCAACGACUUUGAAAAUGAAGACAUAAAUGAGGAUGCAAUAAAAUAUCUGGCGGGCUAUUUGGCAUUUAAAUGCCGCUCUGUAGACGAGAGCUUAGGUGCUAAAAAUGAAAUAUUUCCUUCGUCGGGGCAAGUGCCACACGACUGGAUAACAGUAAUUUCAAAAGGCGGCCUUACUCGUCCAACUGAUGAAUGGUGUCAAAAAAUAAAGCAACUGGAGGUAUUGUUCGGCAGUUUUCACGGACUUAAUAUUUCCAAAUGUGAACGAGUUAUACACACUCUGAAAUGUCUAAUCAAAUCAAAAUUUCCAGAACUUGACGAGACUAUUAUUUCGCUGUACGCAAGGACACGGACUUUCAUUAGAAUACGCCAUCUCAACAAAAAACUCCAAAUGCAAGCCACGGAGAAGCAUUCAGCAAAAAAGCGCCGAAUGUGGGCAGCUUCAGCUUCUUCUAAAUCAUCAUAAAAUAAUCAAAAUAAAGGUGUACCCAUCAUCAAGAUAAAGAGGAAGCUACAAAGUUUUCUGCGCUUCCUCAUAUAUAGAGGGAGGACGGUAUUCAUGUUUACUGUGCCGAAAUUCAGCAGACUGCACAUUCUAAACGAAUGGAACACCCAUCUGCGUAGAGAGGCUGAAAUUGGGCAGAGUGUAAACCGUCGGCAACCAGUAUUUUUGGUAGACUUUGCCAAUAUGACAAAGGAAAUGAACAACAUUUACGAAAGAAUAUUGCAACGGAUAUUGCACCGACUACUCUCGUUAAAAGAAAACAUCAAGCAGACGAUAAUCCAGAGGAUAACAGAUCAACGGAAGCAAACCGGACAGAUGAGACUACGAGAACUCCAGACAACAGCAGAUUCAACUGUUGGCUUCAACAGUGCGACUGGCAAGCUGAACCAUGAUCUAUUCCCAACAUGUGACAAUAUAGUGACGACCCUAAUUCAAUCAGAUUCAACUGUUAGCUUGCACAAUGUUGCUGGCAAUAAGAACCACGAUUCAUUACCAACAUGUGACCAAAUUGUGACAUCGCCAAUGCGAUCAGGCAACACAAGUGAUAUUCCAUUGUCAAGAAAUACACCAGUUGUUGAAGAAAAAUGUGAACCUUCGAAAAAGGAUAGUAGACCGCGCGCGACCCCUCCCGAGAUGAGCUGCUCAAGCCCAGCGCUGGUGGUGUCGCCGCGCCUUGCCCGCGGCACGGAGUUCUCGGUGACGCACGGCGACGAGGGAGUUGUGGACCGGAGCUCACGGGUCUCGGGAACCCACGGAGAAGUUCCUGUUAGCAGGACUGGACACGUCAACAGGCGGGGUUACGAAUUGCAACAGCAAGGCUGGAUUUAUAAACCAGGCGGUACCAGGUGGAGUGAGUUGAGGUGAUGACUGGAAUGCUUGGGAGGGAGAAGGAACAUUGAGUGCCCCACUCCUAAUUCUCUGGAAAGGAAUUUUUAAAGGAUGCUACAGUGCUGCAAUUUUUGUUAUGUUGGAAAUUGCAUAGAAUUCUUUCCAGUGAUUUUGAUCAAAUACAACAGCAAUUGUGAAAUUAUUUAUAAACAUUUAGAAUGAUAGUAGUGUGUUUUUCAGUACACAGACAAAUCUUACUAAUACCAAAAUAAAGGGUCCGUAAAUAUGGCACUUUCUUAUUAUGAUUUUAACUUUGUGAUUAACAAAUUUUAAUAAUUUGUAAAGAUAAUCAAAUUAAAGUUAUAAAUAUUAUACACAUUAUCAGAAGAUAAUUUUAAGCAAUAAUAAAAUAUGUAAUUUUUGUACUGUACUACUCUUACAACAUAUACGUAAGUUGAAAUUACCUACAAGGUAACAUAUCUUUAUUUGUAAUUACUAUAUACUUUCUAAGAUGUUUCUUCAUCGUACAUUGAACUAGAAUAUGGCAUAAGUAUUAUUUUAGUUGAAAAAGAAAUAGUGACUUAUAAUUUUGUGAUAUUUGUACAAACAUUUAAUGUUUUUCCAGGGGGCAAAAAAACUUUUGUUUUACACGAUAAGAAAAAUAUUUUGUACUAAAUAAUAUGCUUAGCACUAUAACUCCUAUGUAAUUUCUAGGGGCUGUGAAAAUAUUUUGUAUUAAUGAGUUUUGUAUUAAGGUAAUGAGGUUUAACUGAAGUACUAUUGUGUACUUAUUUUUGAGUAAAGUGGUUUCUUAAAUUGAAAUGUACAAAAUUUAAAAUUCAUAGUAGUUAACUGCAUUCUGUGUAUGUAUUGCCUGCUGGAAAAUCACUCAGGCUCUCUCGCAUGUCAAGAAUGUUACAGAGUAUUACAUAUUUUUUAAAUUAUUGUUGUUUGGUAGUUUUUCAUAUUUGGUUUUAUUUUGAAAUUAUGUUUGAAUUGUUUAUUUUGUUGUUUAAAUUGAUUACAGUGUUUUAUCACUGUUAUUUUAGGAUGUCAACAUUUGAAAAAAAAAAUUCUCACAUAAACGUUGCAUGAUGUUUAUGGUCCUGCUGUUAGAUUCAUGGUCUAGGUUGUAUACGUGACAGGAUAAAGCACCGUUCAACAGCAUUCAGUUUUCAAGUUGCUGUCGGGCAGUUUGGUAGUUAAAAUGGAAAAAUAUAGUACUACAAUUAAAAUGAACUGGCACAAUAUGAAUUUCUAUCCAAUAUGGUCAAUGUUUUUUAGUCUUGCCCUUUGAUCAAUAUAUGUUACUUUUACUGUGUAAAAUGUUGCCCAAGAUGUUUUCUUUCCCAUAUAAAACUAUGUCUUUUAAAGUUAAAAUCUAUAUUUAGUUAUGCUUUCCAGCUCAUGUUAGGGUUACAGUUUUUCUCUCUCUAUUUAAAGUUGAACUAAAUAGGGGUUUGUUGCAUGAUUUGCUUUUUAAUUAUACAUACUAUUCAUGCAUUGUGUUUUAUUAUGAAAAACUUUUCAAUUGAGAUGUUAAUAUAAAAUGUGUGAUUAUUAUGUGAUAAAAAACUAUGGUUAAGAGUAAUGGUACAUUUCUAACAUGUGUGGUCUGCCAAGCAUCUAAUGUUUGUAUUCAUUAAGUAUUUUAGACACAGUGUCCUAUGAGUAGGUGAUAAAUAAUACUUAUUUGAUAAUGAACAUGUUCACAGAAAUCAUUGCUUUUUUAAAUCUUGUGACAAAUUCCUUAUUAUUAAUUUAUGUUCACUUGUGUAGUAUAAAUAAAUAUAAAUUUUGUUUUGAACAGGAAA
Messenger RNA from Bacillus rossius redtenbacheri, 6065 nucleotides. RefSeq lists its product as uncharacterized. The transcript is spliced from 10 exons. The record is from RefSeq and is a predicted model, not a curated record. The coding region runs from base 3478 to 4287 and encodes 269 amino acids. NCBI's taxonomy places the organism in Eukaryota, Metazoa, Arthropoda, Insecta, Phasmatodea, Bacillidae.